Molecule: messenger RNA, 3401 nt
Organism: Tupaia belangeri chinensis (Chinese tree shrew)
Lineage: Eukaryota; Metazoa; Chordata; Mammalia; Scandentia; Tupaiidae
Gene: ENTREP3
Product: endosomal transmembrane epsin interactor 3
Exons: 12
Coding region: 790-2802 (670 amino acids)
Cellular component (GO): membrane
Source: RefSeq, a predicted model, not a curated record
GGGAAUGGGCCGGGAAGACUCGUCAGCAGCUCCAUCAGGGUCUGGAGAAAGGCAGAGACCGGAGGAGCGCUCCCCAGAAGGAGCCAAGGCAGAGGGCCUCGCACUGGGGCCACCUCGCCCCAGCUGCCUGCCCUGCGGCGCUCCGCUGGGGGUCUUCGUCCCGCACUACAACUCCCGGGGUGCACCGCGCCGGCCAUCGCCGCCACGCCCCUUCUCCCGCACCACCCCAGUCCCCAUCCCCCCCGCCUCCAGUCCCCGACCUGCAGCAGCCCGAGCUCCCGGAGAGGAGCCGGGUGGGGAGGGGAGCGGGGCAGGAGGCCCAGCAGGAGACAGCAGCGGUACUGCGGCCUCUCCCCACCGGGCGGUUCGGGAAUCCACGGGACACCGACCCUCCCUCUCUAGACUUGGCUUCAUCCUUCUUGCUUUCACCCUCCCCACCCUUCCCUGGACCGCCGCCCUCUCCUCACUCCCGGACGGCCCUUCUCGGCGUUCCUCUUCUCUAGGGAGAUGCGAUGAGCUGGUGUUCCCGCGUCCUCAUCGCCGCCCCGGGCACGGGGCCCGUCCGGUGCCCGUGGUGGGAAGGGAGCACCCCGCGGUCCCCCCGUGACGCCCCUCGCUCGGGCCCCCCCCCAGCUGGCGUCCCUGGGCCAUGCCCCACGGGACCCAGCCAGGGGGUGGGCUCUAGAGCGAGGGGGGUGGAGAAGAGAAAGGACGGGGCCUUGGGCGCCUCUGAGAUGCUCCCAAGCGCCAAGGGGGCCCGAGCGAGGCACAGGCAACCAGGCGGCAGGCAUGAUGCCUUCGCCUAGCGACUCCAGCCGUUCGCUGACCAGUCGGCCCAGCACGCGGGGCCUUACCCACCUUCGCCUCCACCGACCCUGGCUGCAGGCCCUGCUCACGCUGGGGCUGGCCCAGGUUCUCCUGGGCAUCCUGGUGGUCACCUUCAGCAUGGUGGCCUCCUCUGUUACCACCACUGAGAGCAUCAAAAGGUCCUGCCCAUCUUGGGCUGGGUUCUCGCUGGCGUUCUCUGGGGUGGUUGGCAUCGUGUCCUGGAAGCGGCCGUUCACUCUAGUGAUCUCCUUCUUCUCCUUGCUUUCGGUGCUCUGUGCCAUGCUCAGCAUGGCUGGCUCUGUUCUCUCCUGUAAGAAUGCUCAGCUGGCCCGAGACUUCCAAGAGUGCUCCAUGGAUGGAAAGGUCUGUGUGUGCUGUCCCUCUGUCCCCCUACUCCGGCCCUGUCCUGAGUCAGGGCAGGAGCUGAAAGUUGCCCUCAACUCCACCUGUGAGGAAGCCCGAGGAGCCCUCAAGAACCUGCUCUUCAGUGUCUGUGGGCUCACCAUCUGUGCCGCCAUCAUCUGUACCCUCUCGGCUAUCGUCUGCUGCAUCCAGAUCUUCUCCCUGGACCUUGUGCAUGCGCAGCUGGCCCCUGAGCGCUCAGUCUCAGGCCCCCUGGGGGCCCUGGGCUGCACGUCCUCGCCCCCAGCCCCUCUCCUACACACCAUGCUGGACUUGGAGGAAUUUGUACCGCCCGUGCCCCCGCCACCCUACUACCCCCCAGAGUACACCUGCAGCUCAGAAACGGACGCACAGAGCAUCACAUACAACGGCUCCAUGGACAGCCCGGUGCCCUUGUACCCAACUGACUGCCCUCCCUCUUAUGAGGCCGUCAUGGGGCUACGAGGAGACAGCCAGGCCACGCUGUUCGAUCCCCAGCUGCAUGACGGCUCCUGCAUCUGCGAGCGAGUGGCCUCUAUUGUAGAUGUGUCGAUGGACAGCGGGUCUCUGGUACUGUCAGCCAUUGGUGACCUCCCCGGGGGCUCCAGCCCUUCCGAGGACUCGUGCCUGCUGGAGCUGCAGGGCUCCGUGCGCUCUGUUGACUACGUGCUCUUCCGCUCCAUCCAGCGCAGCCGCGCGGGCUACUGCCUCAGCCUGGACUGCGGCCUGCGGGGCCCCUUUGAGGACAGUCCCUUGCCACGGCGGCCCCCGCGGGCUGCCCGCUCCUCCUCCUGCUCUGCUCCUGAGGCCCCACCCCCACUGGGUGCCCCCACAGCUGCCCGCAGCUGCCACCGGCUGGAGGGCUGGCCGCCCUGGGUGGGAGGCUGCUUCCCUGAGCUGAGGCGGCGGGUCCCCCGGGGAGGCAGUCGCCCAGCCGCGGCCCCUCCCAGCCGAGCCCCCACUCGCCGCUUCAGCGAUAGCUCAGGUUCCCUCACCCCACCACCGGGGCACCGGCCUCCUCAUCCGGCUCCCCCGCCACCGCUGCUGCUGCCACGGUCCCACAGCGACCCAGGCAUCACCACCUCCAGCGACACUGCUGACUUCAGGGACCUUUAUACCAAAGUGCUUGAGGAAGAAGCUGCUUCCGUUUCCUCUGCAGAUACAGGGCUCUGCUCUGAAGCCUGCCUCUUCCGCCUCGCCCGCUGCCCUUCCCCCAAGUUGCUACGUGCCCACUCAGCCGAAAAACGGCGCCCUGUGCCCACCUUCCAGAAGGUUCCCCUGCCCUCUGGCCCUGCACCUGCCCACUCCCUGGGGGACCUGAAGGGCAGCUGGCCAGGGCGGGGCCUGGUCACUCGUUUCCUCCAGAUGUCCAGGAAGUCCCCGGACCCCAGUGGGACUGGAGUCCAUGGACAUAAGCAGGUGCCCCGGAGCCCUUGGGGCCGGCUAGGCCGAGAGAGCCUCCACCUUCGCAGCUGCGGUGAUCUGAACUCCGGCUCCUCCCUGCGGCGCCUCCUGUCUGGCCGCCGGCUAGAGCGUGGUACUCGUCCCCACAGCCUCAGCCUCAACGGGGGCAGUCGGGAGACUGGGCUCUGACCCGAGCUUGUCACACUGAACGGAUGCAGAUGAACGCUGGGGCCACAGGCACCAGCUGGUUGGGACCAGCAGCCCCCAGCGCCCCCUUGCACUGGCUGGCACAAAAAGAAACCUGCUAUACACGCCCAAAAGUGACCCUUUCCCUCCUACCUCUGGGGGCUCCUGCCGCUUGCCUCUGCCCUGCCCUCUGGAAUGGGAGAGCUUCUGUUCUGUCUGCGUGGGUAUUCAGGCUGUGCAGGGAGGGGCCCCUGCUUCCAGCAUGGGAGGGGGAAAGUGACAACCCCCAAUUCCUGUCCCCCAGCUUGAGAGUGAUGCUUUCUGACCUGCAGGGGCAUUCAGGGCAAAGGUCAGGGCAAGGCAUGUCCCAGUGUUUAAGUAUCAGGGGACACGUGCCUGUGCGAUGGGGUGGCGAGGCAGCCAUGGAGCAUCAGACUGAUGGGUGGCCUCUCAGCUCUGCCACCUCUAGCUGCAUGACCUCGGGCAAGUUAUUUAACCCCAAUUGCCUGAUCCAUGAGACAUUGUGAAGAUGACUGUUUGUAAAGCUCCGAACACACUAAGUAAGCCUUCAAUAAAUUUCAAUGGUUCCCUUCUUUCCUGGA